AGAAGUGAGAAAAUCUACACACAUCUGAGCGGAGAUCAGCUUACACUGACUCCGAAUUCAUCGUAUCAGACUCCAAUUUUCGUAGUUUUCUCAGGCUGAGAACCUUCGAUUUACUUGAUUUAGCUUCGGAUUGCAAAGGCGUAAGACAGUUCACAGGGGAGGGGGCUAGUUAUGGCACCAAUGGCUGUCUCGCUGGUUGUACCAGCAGAUGGUGGUUUGCUCUUCCUAAGCGGAUUUACUCACGGGAAACUGAAAUCAGGCAGCAGAAACUGUGAUGGUCAUAUACGUAGAAUUCAGCGAAGAGUUGUUAACAGAGCUGUAAUUUCGACGUCGAGGAACACGAAGGUGGUUAACGAGGAUGAAAUAAGACAUUUUCAUGGCACGGACUACAACAAGGGGUGGACGGAUGCGAGAGGACUGACCGAAGAGCGGAUUCUCGGCCACUUCGAAGAACUCUCAGUCCUGGUUUCGGACAGAUCUGAGAUGCAUUCAAUUCUUGCGCAACAACGCGAUAACUGGAACAGACUCUUCCAUACCACCACCACCAUAGCUUCAGUUUUCGCUGCCACAGCUUCCGCUGUCAAUGGAGCUGUACCCGGUCCAGGAUUGCAAGUCGUGGCCAUUAUUCUCGGCAUGGGAGCAGCUGCGCUGAUGGCUCUCGUGAGCAAGUUCCAGCCGUCGCGGCUCGCCGAGGAGCAACGGCAUGCGGCUCGGUUUUUCAAGCGAUUGGGAGCUGAUGUCGAAGCCACUUUACAAGUUGAUCCGCGACUGCGUGAAGAAGCAUCGAGUUACUGGGAGAGAUCGGUGAACACAUUGCACGCCCUGGAUCGAGCAUUUCCUCUUCCCCUGACACCGAGAGAUGUGGAGGAGGAGUUACCCAAGCAAGUGGGUCCAUCGAAACUCAGUGGCGAAGUGGAUCUAGCUCGACCUGAAGUUAAGGUGUCCCGUCAUUUUCAUAUCAAUGGAUGGACGCCGUCAGCAGUAGAAGACCUCAAGCACACUGCUCAUCUUCUGCAUCAUUCGGACAUACCAGAAUAUGUGAACAUGGCCAAUAAGGCCAAGCUCAUCAACCUGAUUCUGUCGAUCACCUCUCCUCUGUUGGCAGCAACAGGUGUGGCAUUGAACAUGGCAGGCUGUACAUCAGUAGCUGCGGCAGUCACCGUGGGGUCCCUGUUCGCGCACACUCUGACACACGCCCUUCAGAUGGGAGCAGUGUAUGAGGUUUACAGAAACUGCGCUGGGUAUUAUGGCGACGUGGAAAAGUCCAUUGAGCAAGUACUGCGCUUACCUGUACAAGAACGUCAAGACGCUGCGAUAUUUCUUCACAAGAUCUCUAUGGCGCUCGGGAGAGUACCGGCGAUGACACCAAUGGUACCAAUCAGCAAUAAAACUGCUGGAAGCCUAUUUUGAAAUACUCGCCUCUACUCGUAGCACAACACUCAUCGGCAGCUCUAUUACUGAAAAUCUCAGGGAUAAAGAGCCGAGAGGACGCAUCAGUCAACAAUAAAUUUUGCACAUAUAUUUAGGAUUAGGAUAGAAAUGUCAAUCCCGACAAACCAGUCGACUCCAAGGUGAUGAUCACAUAAUCAGAGGUGUAAAUAUGUACACAGGGCUUAUAGAUAGGCAGAUUUAAGGGGAUCGAUCGCACCAUAAUUUCCCAAUAUGAAAGACAUUUACCCGUACAAGCAGUAGAAUUAGAGGAGGGCGACUCAACUUCUGGUUCCAGUGAUAUUGCAGGGCCGGCACGAGCACGGAUUGUGUCACCAUUUUUCAAUAAUUUAAAGCGAAUAGCGGCUUCGGUUAUCACUUG
Messenger RNA from Marchantia polymorpha subsp. ruderalis, 1810 nucleotides. The record is from the annotation of a GenBank genome assembly. Lineage: Eukaryota; Viridiplantae; Streptophyta; Marchantiopsida; Marchantiales; Marchantiaceae.